AGAUCACCGUUAAAAAUGGGCAAAACCAUAAUGUAUUUGUUUUAACUUCCUUUUUAAUUUUAUUAUUCUUUUCUUUUCCUCCGUAAAAAGGCAAAAUUCAAGUCACCUCUCUCUUCUUCAGACAAGAGCAAGUAGUUUGGUUUUCCUUUUCCUACAUUCAAUUUCCCCCAUUUUCAUUUCCCUCAUUUCCACACCAAACAAUCAUUUUCUCUCUCCUCAAUCUCUUGCGAUCUCAACACUUUUCCCCAAUUUCUCCACCAAUUUCUUCCAUUUCCAUACUCUAAUCUGCUCAAACUCAAAGGGAUUCGAUUUUACUAGCUCGAUUCUCUCAUCCCUAAAUUCUAGGGUUUCAUCUCUUAAUUUAACUUUUUUCGAAAACUUGAUUAAUUUGUAUCAUUAAUUUACAGAAACACAGGAUUUUUGUGGUUUAGGUUAGAGGAAAUUUGGUUGAUUUUUUUUUUUGUGUGUGGCAUAAAAUGGAUUCAGAGGAUGACAUGCAUGAUGCGAACGAUGUGGAAUCGCUAGAAGAUUUUUACAGUGGUGACACCGCUAUCGAUUCUGAUGAUGCUGCCGAUGGAGAUUAUGAAUUCAUUGAUAAUGAUUCCGAAGACGAGUAUGAUGAUUUCACUUCUCAUCGUAAUCAGCAAAACUAUACCAUUUUGAGUGAAGCUGAUAUUCGUCAAUGGCAAGAAAAUGACAUUUUGAAGAUAUCAACCGUGCUUUCAAUUUCAAAGAUCGAAGCGAGCAUUCUUUUACGCCACUAUAGUUGGAGUGUCAGUAAAGUAAAUGAUGAAUGGUUUGCUGAUGAAGAGAAGGUCCGCAACACAGUUGGUCUAUUGGAAAGACCUGUUGUCGAAUUCCCAAAUGCAAGAGAAAUGACUUGCGGGAUUUGUUUUGAGGACUUUCCAAGUGAUAUGAUGAGUACAGUUGCGUGUGGCCACCCGUUUUGUAACACAUGUUGGGCUGGUUACUUGGGUACGUCCAUUAAUGAUGGCCCUGGAUGUCUGACAUUGCGAUGUCCUGAUCCAUCAUGUGCUGCUGCUGUGGGUCAGGACAUGAUAAAUAUGCUGGCUUGUGAAGAGGACAAGCAGAAGUAUGCACGCUACUUUCUUCGGUCCUACAUUGAAGACAAUAGGAAGGCCAAAUGGUGCCCUGCUCCUGGCUGCGACUAUGCAGUUGAUUUUGUUGUUGGCAGUGCACACUACGAUGUGUCUUGCCGUUGCUCACAUGGCUUUUGUUGGAGUUGUACUGAAGAAGCUCAUCGACCUGUCGAUUGUGGUACAGUGUGCAAGUGGAUAAUGAAAAAUAGUGCAGAGUCUGAAAACAUGAACUGGAUAUUGGCCAACUCCAAGCCAUGUCCAAAGUGCAAGCGACCCAUUGAGAAAAAUCAAGGAUGUAUGCAUAUCACGUGUACGCCUCCCUGUAAAUUUGAAUUUUGCUGGCUUUGUCUUGGUGCUUGGUCUGAACAUGGUGAGAGGACAGGUGGUUUCUAUGCAUGUAAUCGCUACGAAACCGCAAAGCAGGAAGGAGUGUAUGACGAGACUGAGAAACGUAGAGAGAUGGCGAAGAAUUCUUUAGAGAGAUAUACUCAUUAUUAUGAACGUUGGGCGAGCAACCAAUCGUCUAGACAGAAAGCUCUUCAAGACCUUCAGCAGAUGCAAAGUGUGCAUUUAGAGAAGCUGAGUGACAUACAAUGUCAACCAGAAUCACAACUGAAGUUUAUCAUUGAAGCAUGGACUCAGAUUGUUGAAUGUAGACGUGUCCUAAAAUGGACAUAUGCUUAUGGCUAUUACUUGCCUGAACACGAGCACGCUAAGAGACGGUUUUUCGAGUAUAUGCAGGGAGAAGCAGAGGCUGGUUUGGAGCGACUUCAUCAAUGUGCAGAGAAGGAGCUGCAAGUGUACCUUACUGCAGAAGGCCCAUCAAAAGAAUUCAACGAGUUCCGUACAAAGCUGGCUGGUCUUACAAGCGUAACGAGAAAUUAUUUCGAGAACCUCGUGCGCGCUUUAGAAAAUGGUUUGGCAGACGUGGACUCGCACGGUGCAUGCAGCCGAAGCACGAGUUCCAAAACCCUAGGUGGAAGCAGGAGCAAAAGUGGAAGGGGCAAAGGCACCACCUCAUCAAAAUCUGGUAGUUCCAGUAGGAAUAUUGAUGAUUCAAGCCACUGGUCAUGUGAACAUUGUACAUUUGCUAAUGUUAGAUCCGCUACCAUUUGUCAGAUGUGUCAUAAUAGAAGAUGACCACACCACCACACUCUCCUAUACCAGGACCCCACCCGAAGGUCGCGAAAGACAAAAUUGUUGCGGCCAAAAAACUCGUCGAUGGUAAAGAUCUCUCUUUGCAUCUCACUUGUUUCCCGUCAUUCUGCGCGUAUGUGGUGGUAAACCCGAGUUUCAUAUAGAAAUAACGAAAGUGAUAAUGGUCGGGGGAGGUGCCGUGUAACCGUGUUUGUAUGUUUCAAUAUCAAUUGAGCUGUAUAUAAGUUCCAUAUGUUUGUGUCUACGUUUGGAUCCUAAUCGGGUUCAAUUUAAACACUGUAUUACCUAGCUGUGUCCGUAAUUUGUUCAACGGCCCGAGCCAUUCAGCCAGAUUUGUAACAGCGGAUAAAAUUUGUACAAUAGCAUGUUCCUUUUAAGCCAGGUUAUAGUGGUGGAAAAAAAAAGUACUUGUAACAAGCUGCUUUGACGAUCCUUGUUAGGUCAUUGUCAAUAAAGUUUCUCAUUCUAUCA
Messenger RNA from Spinacia oleracea (spinach), 2729 nucleotides. Its product is annotated as probable E3 ubiquitin-protein ligase ARI8. Gene Ontology annotation, molecular function: ubiquitin-protein transferase activity; zinc ion binding. The record is from RefSeq and is a predicted model, not a curated record. Lineage: Eukaryota; Viridiplantae; Streptophyta; Magnoliopsida; Caryophyllales; Amaranthaceae. The transcript is spliced from 15 exons. The coding region runs from base 477 to 2240 and encodes 587 amino acids. Gene Ontology annotation, biological process: protein ubiquitination.